GGAUAACUUUAGUUUUCCCCCUUUCAAACACACACAAACAAAACAACCAACCCCUCUCCCUCUCUCUCUCUCUCUCUCUCUCUCUCUCCGCCAGUGAUAUUAUUGUUAUGGGUAGCGGCGGCGCCGGAGGAACUCCUGACAUGCCGGAACUCAUGUUGAGAAGUGAAGACAAGAUCAUUGACGGCGGCGGCGGUGGUGAUUUGCCGACUGCCGCCACCACUAAUAACUUUGUGAGGUGGGAAAAGUUUUUGCCCAAGAUGGUUCUCAGGGUUUUGUUGGUUGAAGCUGAUGAUUCAACUCGACAGAUUAUUACUGCUCUGCUCAGAAAAUGUAGUUAUAAAGUUGCUGCUGUUUCUGAUGGUUUGAAGGCAUGGGAAGUGCUGAAAGGAAGAUCGCAUAGUAUCGAUCUUAUACUGACUGAAGUCGAGCUGCCUUCGAUCUCCGGGUUUGCUCUUCUCACCUUGAUUAUGGAGCAUCAAGUCUGCAAGAACAUUCCCGUCAUAAUGAUGUCUGCACAUGAGUCGGUUAGCACGGUUUAUAAGUGUAUGUUGAGAGGUGCUUCUGACUUUCUGGUCAAACCUGUUAGGAAGAACGAAUUGAAGAACUUGUGGCAACAUGUUUGGAGGCGACAAUCUUCAACCACUGGGCCUAACCGGAACCAAGAAGAGAGCGAUGCACAACAGAAAGUUGAAGCCACCGCUGAAAACAAUGCGACUAGCAACCGUUCGAGCGGUUACAUGGCUUGCAUCAAAAGAAACAGGGAAUGCAUUGAAAAAGGAAGUGAUGCACAGAGUUCUUGCACAAAACCAGACAUGGAACCUGAUGAGCCACCCAUGGAACAACCGGUGGACCACACUGACUCUGAACAGGCUAACCAGUUGGGGACUGGACCCACUGAGCCAGAGGGGGAUACGACUAAAGCCGACACAACUGGUCAAGAAAAGAACAUGGCUAUAGAUGUGAGAUGGGAACAUGUGAAUGUCGCUACUGGUAAUAAUAACUCUAGGGAAGCGAUCGAUUUGAUUGGAUCGUUUGACAGUUACCCUAAACCGAGUUACAAAAGCUCGUUAAAUUUUGGUGAAAAUAAGGUUGAUCAUCCUUCACCGAUGUUAGAUCUUUCACUACGAAGAUCUCAUCCAAGUAGCUCCGUGAAUCAGUUCAGUGAUGACCGGCACAGGUUGAAGCAGUCUGAUCUAUCGGCAUUCUCACGGUAUAUCAGUAGGGGGCAACCGCCGCCAACAUCAGGAUCUGCUAGCAUUUCCAAUCAACAAAAAGACUACGAAACCAAUUCCGAUAAACUGCUAUCCAAGAACCCGGUGGAGUAUAUUUCCGACACCCAUAGUGCACCAGUCGGAAGUUCUCAAGUCAACAUAAUCAGUCCACAAAAGCAGACCGAAAGUCUAAGUCCAAAUCAAAAUCAAUUCCCAUCACCAAAGGAAAGAGUGUUUCACGCUCCAGUUGCAGUAAGAGGUUCAAGAUUCGAGAACCCAUAUGGUUCGGUAUUACCUCCGUUUUGCGUGCAACCGGGCUUGUCCCAGAUGCAGAGCCCGUCUUCUUCAGGCCAUCAUGAACCAAUGUUUCAAACAAACGCGUAUUACAUUCCUAAUCAAGAAACAAGAAACGAGUCUCCUCCAGAGCUGCAUAACGCAACAGAAGCCCUUGAAGAUCAUAGCGCAAACAGCAGUUUUUGUAACAGUGCGACGCUUACGCGUAUCAACAGUAUAGGCAGCGGAAGCAAUGGAAAUAACACGAAUCGAUCGAUACAGAGAGAAGCUGCCUUGAAUAAGUUCAGAAUGAAAAAGAAAGACAGAUGCUUUAAUAAGAAGGUGCGAUAUGAAAGCCGAAAGAAGCUAGCAGAGCAGAGACCUCGGGUGAAAGGACGGUUUGUUCAACAGACAGGCAAUCCAUCGGCUUCAGCUUCACUUUCACCGAUGGAAAUCGAUACAUAAAUAGCUUGAUGGCGAUUUCGGUUUGUUAUAUAUAUGGUUUUAAAAGAUCUAGCAAGCACACGGUUAAGAAUCUAACAACCUUUCACGCAUGAUUCUGAGUUUUGGAUUGUAAAUUUGGAAUUAUAGAAGUAGUUUUUGAUCUUGUUCUGACUAUAAAACAAGAUAGAAUGUCUGCUCAGUGACCAUUUAAUGUUCUUUGAAUAGAUUUAGGAGGUUUAAACUCUGUUGUGAUUAUAGAGAGUAUAUUGUAUUGAGAGGAUAUUGAUGUAUAGUGUGUAUCUUCAAAUGAAAUAUCUUUGUACA
This is a messenger RNA of Helianthus annuus (common sunflower), 2252 nucleotides long. RefSeq names its product two-component response regulator-like APRR3. Gene Ontology annotation, molecular function: protein binding. NCBI's taxonomy places the organism in Eukaryota, Viridiplantae, Streptophyta, Magnoliopsida, Asterales, Asteraceae. The transcript is spliced from 7 exons. Gene Ontology annotation, biological process: cytokinin-activated signaling pathway; phosphorelay signal transduction system. The record is from RefSeq and is a predicted model, not a curated record. Bases 108 to 1949 code for a protein of 613 amino acids.